Messenger RNA from Malassezia sympodialis ATCC 42132, 435 nucleotides. RefSeq lists its product as uncharacterized. Gene Ontology annotation, molecular function: RNA binding; structural constituent of ribosome. The coding region runs from base 1 to 435 and encodes 144 amino acids. The record is from RefSeq and is a predicted model, not a curated record. Gene Ontology annotation, cellular component: cytosolic small ribosomal subunit; ribosome. NCBI's taxonomy places the organism in Eukaryota, Fungi, Basidiomycota, Malasseziomycetes, Malasseziales, Malasseziaceae. The transcript has 2 exons. Gene Ontology annotation, biological process: ribosomal small subunit assembly; translation.
AUGCCGAAAACAGGCAAGCUCGAGAUGCCGACGUGGGUCGAUAUUGUGAAGACGGGUGCCUACAAGGAGCAGGCCCCCUAUGACCCUGACUGGUACUACAUCCGUGCCGCGGCCCUCGCUCGCCACGUUUACCUGCGUAAGUCGGUCGGUGUGGGCAAGCUCUGCAAGCUUCACGGUGGCCCUAAGAACCGCGGUUUCCGUCCUUCGCACCACAGCCCCGCCUCAGGUGCCGUCCAGCGUAAGGUCCUCCAGAGCCUGGAGCAGAUCGGUGUGCUCGAGAUCAGCGAGAAGGGCGGUCGCUCCAUCACCCAGGAUGGCAUGCGUGACCUUGACCGCAUUGCUGUGGCCGUGCUCGAGGCCCAGCGCGAGGAUGAGGACGACGACGAGGAUGAGGAUGAAGACGAGGAUGAGGACGAGGAGGACGACGACGAGUAA